This is a messenger RNA of Postia placenta MAD-698-R-SB12, 1644 nucleotides long. RefSeq lists its product as hypothetical. The transcript has 14 exons. Gene Ontology annotation, molecular function: oxidoreductase activity, acting on paired donors, with incorporation or reduction of molecular oxygen; iron ion binding; heme binding. The record is from RefSeq and is a predicted model, not a curated record. Lineage: Eukaryota; Fungi; Basidiomycota; Agaricomycetes; Polyporales; Adustoporiaceae. Bases 1 to 1644 code for a protein of 547 amino acids.
AUGUUAUCUUUGACUGCACACGACAUACCAUGGGCUGCAGGCGCUGCCCUACUCGCUUGGGCUGCCUAUAAGAUUGGACGUAUCCUACUGCUGCCUUACACGUCUCCCCUACGUGGCCUUCCUGGUCCUCCGGCAUCAAGCUGGCUAUUCGGGAAUGUUAAUGAACUCAUGGGCACUGAGGACUUUGCACUGUACAGCGAAUGGCUAGAGAAAUACGGCCCGACCAUGAAACUCAAUAGUUGGUUCAAAAUACCAAAGCUCUUCACAAUUGACACACGAGCUAUGAACUAUGUCCUCAGCCACUCACAGGAAUACCCGAAACCGGAGCGCUCACGCCAUAACCUUGUUCAGAUCCUUGGUAAUGGCCUUGUGGUUGCAGAAGGGGAGCUUCAUCGUCGAGAACGAAGGAUCAUGAAUCCUGCAUUUGGCCCGGCGCAGAUCAGAGAGUUGACGGAGAUCUUUGUCGAGAAAUCUCAGCAGUUACGAGACAUCUGGUGGAAUGAUGUCGCUAUGCGUGGCGGUUCCGCGCGGAUCGAUAUUCAAAGCGGACUGACGAAAAUGACACUGGACGUGAUUGGUCUUGCAGGCUUCAACUACGAAUUUAACGCACUCAAUCCCGACGGAAAACCCAACGAGCUCAAUGCUGCCUUCGAAGUGAUGUUCGAGUACCUGUCUAACCUCAGAAAAAGCUACUGGCUCAUCAUCCGGUCUCGCUUUCCGAUUCUGCGUUGUAUCCCCGAUGGCUAUUCCAGGCGCACUGCGGCCGCUCAUAAAGUCACCCGGCGAAUCGGACUGCAGCUCAUGGCAGAGAAGAAGGCUGCUUUGAAACAAAUGGCUCAAUCAGGCGAGAAGACCGCCGGGACUGCAUUGAAGAGCCGCGACUUGCUUACGCUGCUCAUCAAGGCGAAUACAAGCCCCGAUAUCCCGGAGGACCAGCGGCUUUCUGAUGAAGAUGUCUUAGCCCAGGUACCAACAUUCCUCGUUGCUGGGCAUGAGACGACUAGCAAUGCGACAACGUGGUGCUUAUAUGCACUCGCACAGAGGCUGGAUGUCCAACGCAAGCUGCGCGAGGAACUUUGGGAGGUUCCAGUGGAUAACCCUUCAAUGGACCAGCUGAAUGCACUUCCGUAUCUCGACGCGGUGAUUCGUGAGACCAUGCGUCUCUAUCCACCUGUCGUGGCGGGCAUCCGCAUCGCGAGCAAGGAUGAUGAGAUCCCCCUGGCCGUGCCGUACAUGGAUGCACAUGGACGCAUGCAUGACACUGUUCGAAUUGAUAAGGGCACAACGUUCCCUAUUCCGAUUCUGGGCGUGAACAUGUCGAAGGCACUCUGGGGAGAGGAUGCGCGGGAGUUUAAACCGGAGCGGUGGGAAUCCGUCCCCGAGGCCGUGCAGCAAAUCCCGGGCGUGUGGAGCAACCUAAUGACCUUCAUAGGCGGCCCACGCGCGUGCAUCGGGUACCGCUUCUCGCUCGUUGAAAUGAAGGCACUUAUAUUCACACUGGUGCGCGCGUUCGAGUUCGAGAUGGCAGUCCCCAUCGAGGAUAUCACCAGAAAGAUUGGACUUGUUCAGCGGCCGUUUGUGCGCAGCGAGAUGGAGAAGGGUACACAGAUGCCGUUGAUUGUCAAGCAACACGUGCGAUUAUAA